Messenger RNA from Manduca sexta (tobacco hornworm), 3608 nucleotides. Its product is annotated as bumetanide-sensitive sodium-(potassium)-chloride cotransporter-like. NCBI's taxonomy places the organism in Eukaryota, Metazoa, Arthropoda, Insecta, Lepidoptera, Sphingidae. The record is from RefSeq and is a predicted model, not a curated record. Gene Ontology annotation, biological process: chloride transmembrane transport; potassium ion import across plasma membrane; potassium ion homeostasis. Gene Ontology annotation, cellular component: membrane. Gene Ontology annotation, molecular function: sodium:potassium:chloride symporter activity.
UCGAAUAAAGCAAAAAAACUGAUAAAAAAAUAUUACCUAUGCAAGUAUAACGAAAGUGCAUACAACUUAUUUUUAUUUAAAAUAAUUUUAUUCUAACUAUAUGAGGCGUAAUUAUAUGCUUGCGAUGUAAACAACUUGCUGUGUAUACUAACGCAUUCAUGGACGAAAUGUUCUAAAAACAACACCUAAACAAGUCACCUAAUUUAGGAGCUGCACAAAAAAGUAAACAGAAGUGAUGACACUUCUGAAAACUAAAUAUAUACUGUAUUGUUUGGAUGUGAAGUGAUCGAUUGUACCAGCGUACGACCAGUGAGACAAGGUCUGUCUGAACUUUGUAACACUGACGUUUUCCUGGGCAUAUGCCUCGUAACGAAGUGCUGAAAAGCUCUUGUUACAAUGGUGUUGUAAUUAAAGGUAACCGGUGGAUAGCGGACUUGAGGCAGUUGCGACGAGACAGCGGCGGUGUCAUUACACAUUAAUUAGUUGAAAUUGAUACGCGUUAAUAUAAAACGAUUUAUCGCCCGUUUAAUUGUUACACACGUUAUUAAUGAAAUUGAAAAUACGAUAGCAAUGGACGUUCGUCUUAUAGGCAAUUGUGAAAAUGAGAGUGAUUUAAAAAAACCCAUUUUACAAUCAACAGAAUGGCCGAAAUCGACAGGCACAAUAGAGAAUGGGGACAACAAGAUUGGCAAACCAUCGGAAGAGGAGGAGCAGCAUCCAAAACAACUCGCAGCGGAUCAAUUACAUCCCACCCCAGAGCUGUACACAUACGGCGGUAUUAAAUUAGGAUGGAUACAGGGUGUACUUAUACCAUGCCUCUUAAACAUCUGGGGUGUAAUGCUGUUUCUGCGCAUCGCGUGGGUGGUGGCGCAGGCUGGUAUCGGCUUGUCUCUUGUCAUCAUAACCCUUUCAGGAGUGGUGUUCCUCAUCACUACACUGUCCUUGAGUGCUAUUUGUACUAACGGACAAUUACAAGGAGGCGGUGUUUAUUACCUAGUUUCAAGAUCUUUAGGAGCUGAACUGGGUGCGUCAGUUGGCAUAAUAUUUGCAUUCGCCAAUGCUGUGGCAGCGAGCAUGAACACAAUAGGUUUCUGCGAAUCCCUUAACGAACUGCUCAAGUCGCACGGUGUCAAAAUUAUUGAUAACAAUGUCAAUGAUAUUAGAAUUGUGGGAGCCAUCGCCCUGUUCGUAAUGUGUAUUAUUUGCGCCGUGGGUAUGGACUGGGAAACAAAGGCACAAAAUUUUCUCAUAACAGUAAUAGUAUUAGCUAUAUUUAAUUAUAUCAUAGGAGCAUUUCUGGGCCCUUUAGAUGAUGAGACCAAAGCUGAAGGAUUCUUUGGUAUAAGCUUAGAAAUGGGAACAGCGAACUGGGCUCCAGAUUUUCGAUACAGUGAAGGGCAAAAGCAUAACUUUUUCAGUGUUUUCGCUGUUUAUUUUCCCGCCGUGACCGGAGUGCAAGCGGGAGCAAACAUUUGUGGUGAUCUCAAGGAUCCGGCGACAGCUAUUCCGAAAGGCACACUAUUAUCUUUGGUUAUAUCGAUAACCAGUUACUACGCCAUGGCCGUGCUUUCUGGUAUGGGUGCCCUGCGUGACGCUAGCGGUGACACGUCCAAUCUAACCGCAGCCGCCCUCGAAGCGUGCAAACCUAACUGCGAGUAUGGGCUUCAUAAUAACUAUCAGAUAAUGCAAUUAAUGGCGCUAUGGGGUCCUCUCAUCUACGCGGGUUGCUGGGCGGCCACGCUGUCCACCGCCCUGACCAACUUGUUGUCAGUGCCUCGGUUGAUACAAGCACUUGGGAUAGACCGGAUAUACCCUGGCCUUAUCUUCUUCUCCAAGCGUUACGGACGACACGGCGAGCCGUAUAGAGGAUACGUUCUUACGUUUUGCGUUUCCCUGUUGUUCUUGCUUAUUGCUGACUUGAAUACAAUAGCGCCUUUGAUUACCAACUUUUACUUGGCGUCUUAUGCGCUCAUUAAUUUCUGUACGUUUCACGCUGCAUUUGUCCAGCAUCUUAAUUGGCGACCUACAUUUCGGUUCUACAACAAAUGGUUAUCAUUCGCCGGCUUUAUAAUAUGCGCUAUGAUAAUGUUAAUCAUAAGUUGGAUUAUGGCUUUAACAACUAUCUUUAUAUUUAUGACCCUAUAUCUACUAGUCCUUUAUAGAAACCCAGACGCCAAUUGGGGCAGCAGUACUGAAGGGCAACGCUACCAACAAGCGAUUGCCUUCAUCAUGCAACUGAGUCAACACACGGGGUACAGCAAGACGUACAAUCCUCAGCUAUUAGUUUUAGCCGGAAAACCUUUUUUGAGACCGGCUCUCUUGGAUAUUGCCAAUCUGAUAACAAAAAUUGGUUCAUUCAUGGUUGUUGCUGACAUAGAUCAGAGUACUUUAAUGUACGAAGAACGCGUAGUUCGAACACGUAUUGCCGAAAAUUGGCUUCGUUCACGCAAAUAUCGUGCUUUCUACGUUCUAGUGCACGGUUAUAGUUUCGAACGAGGCGCCAUAGCGACCAUUCAAGCCGCCGGGCUGGGGAGACUCUCGCCUAACAUUCUUCUCCUUGGUUUUAAGGAGAAAUGGAGAAUUUCAAGUCAAAAAGAUAUUAACGCCUAUUUCAAAAUUAUUCAACAUGCGUUUCUACAACAAAUUGCCGUUGCUAUAUUUCGCACGCCCGGCACGGCACGCAAAAAAAGCAGUUCAACUCCAUCGUUUGCCACCGACACUGAUCAAGACGAGUCAAACAUGCAUUCAGAAGUUUUAACACUCAUGAAUUGUAACUCGGAUACUGAGGAGGACGACACGAGCCGAAGUGAAUGGACGGACAGCCAGGCUAAAGAUAUAACGAUAUCCUCGCUGUCGGCUGCGUCAGAUUUGAUAAGUGUAAACAGUUCUGUACAAGAGCCAAAAGUUACAUCCCCGAAUACCGUGUACCACAAACCAUUAACAUUUAGUCAAGAAAAUUCCAUAGAUGUGUGGUGGCUUUACGAUGACGGUGGCCUGAAUAUACUUCUGCCGUACAUUAUAGCACGGCGCGGUCGCAAGGAGAAGAUGCCGAUGCGAAUAUUUGCAUUUACUAAAGGACAACUAAAUGUACACGAAGCGAAAAAACAUAUGGAAGAGUUGCUUGCCAAAUUCCGUAUAGAAUAUUCUCGACUCACGCUAGUGCAGGGGAGUAGCGACCCGCCGAGUGAAGAUAGUUGGGCGUUAUGGAAUAGUAUAAUAAAAGAUUUUAAAACAACAGAAAACAGUGAAGUUCUUAUAUCGGAAGCUGAGCACGAAAGACAACUCAAGAAGAUCACCAGGUAUCUGCGUUUACGGGAGUUAUUGCUGCAAUAUUCAUACAAAGCGGACCUCAUCGUCAUCUCUCUACCCUUCCCAAGGAAGGACGCGGUGUCUGCGGCGCUGUACAUGGCGUGGCUGGAGGUGGUGAGCCAGAACCUGCCGCCCAUGCUGUUCGUCCGCGGCAACAACACCUACAUCAUGGCGGCGUAGCUUGCUAGCGAUGUCAAAUAAUUCUAAUAGGUUUGCAAUCAUUUUUGUAUUACCUCAAGUAUUUUAUAAUUGUAACAAAUAUAAAUAAGGUUUCAAUAAAACGAUCACAUAAUAUAUUA